Molecule: messenger RNA, 3291 nt
Organism: Trematomus bernacchii (emerald rockcod)
Lineage: Eukaryota; Metazoa; Chordata; Actinopteri; Perciformes; Nototheniidae
Product: interferon alpha/beta receptor 2-like
Exons: 7
Coding region: 285-1700 (471 amino acids)
Molecular function (GO): protein binding
Source: RefSeq, a predicted model, not a curated record
UUGAGAUUUGUACUAUUACCGGGGCCAGUUUUGCAAUGCUCUCCCCCGAAGGUGCUUCAAUUGUGACAAGGGUUAUUUACGGUAAGUCUAACGUUAACUGCACAUGGUGUCAGUGUGAAAUAGAAAAUAGUUUGCUACCCACCUGAUAUUCAUCACAUUACAUUCAUUUCUCAGACAAUUUUGUCCUAAGCAAGUUCUGAUAAUUGUACUAACAACACGAUAUGAUACAUUUGAUUUGACUAAAAGGCUGCUGUUGUAACUGCAGCUGAUGGGGGGGGGGAAGCAUGACCGCUCUCCUGUGGAUGCUCGCGCUGCUGCCUCGCGUGCUGCUGUCUCGCGUGCUGCCAGCUAUGAUUAAACUCCCCUCGCCUGUCAACAUAAACCUGACCUCAAGCCAUUUCAAACACGAGUUGAGAUGGGAGCCUGGACCAGGGACACCCACAGGAGUCUACUUCCAUGUUGCUGUAAGGACAGACAGGGGGACUCUCUGGGUGCCAGUGGCCGGCUGCCAGCAUGUCCAGUCCCCUCUGGUUUGCAACCUGACAAAGGCCUUCUCCGUCCGGGAUCAGAAGUACUUCACCAGGAUCUCAGCACUGCUGGACUCACAGCCAGCCACCGUUGUCAUACUCCCUGUAUUUGAGCCCAUCAAAAACACUACCCUGGACCUGCCCCUGCUGACUGUGACGCCCUGUGGCCAGGACCUGUGUGUGGACCCCCGGCCCCCCGUGGAGCACCUCAGGGCCUACUAUGAUAUUCGGCAUUACACACUCAGGAUCCAGAGCAACAAUGCAAACAACGCACAGUCAUUUAUGGACACCCAGUCUCUGGAACGAGUGAUUCUGAAGAAUCUGGCCUCUGGCAGACAGUACUGUGUGUCAGUCCGUGUCUCUGACGUUUGGGAGCAAAGGAAGUCCAACUACAGCCAGCCUGUGUGUGCUUUCACCCCCGCCCACUACACUGCAGACCCCUGGAUCUCUGCCUUCUUGAUUUUGUUUGUGAUAUGUGCUCUGGUGGUUUUGGCCCUGAUGCUCUACACUGGUUCCAUAUGUCUGAUCCAGAGACCCCUGCCAUCCAUCCUGAGGUCCAUCCAUCACAUAGAAGAAAGGACAGUCGUCCCCUCCUGCAACUCGUCCUUGUCUUCUCUCUUGAAUCUUGAACCAGCAGCGCCCCCUUCAGGUGAAAAGAGCAGCUGCCACAGCUCGGACGAGAGCGAUGAGGAGGAGAGUGUGACGGAGACGCCGCGGGGGGGCAGAGGAGGAGGGUAUCAAGUGAAAGGAGGCCCUAACCCCCUCUCUUCCUCCUCUUCAUCCUCUGGGUCUGCUCCUUUAUCCCCACAGCCCCUGCCAGGGCAAACAGUCUGCUAUAACCCCUCCCCUCCAGCAGAGACAUGUACCAGUGCUGGACUACAACCUGCCCCCCCCAGCCCCACAGACACACACUGCUCCACCAUAGGGACGAAGGUGGAGGGAGGGGGGGGCAGCCAGGAAGUGAACCUCCUCACAUUGACUUUCGGCAUCCACGGGGAGGGGGAGGAAGAGAAAUCACAUUUUGACAAGGUAGAAGUGAAGCCAGAGGUGGAGGCACAAGCUGCGGACACCUGGGAAGUUCCCAUAGAAACUGUUUCCUACCCUGGUGAUGAAGAUGAGGAGGAAGAGGAGGAGGAGGAGGAGGAUGAGCAGACUGGGUAUACGCUGCGGUGAUGGUCCUGGGGUUUCCCAGCAGGAAGUAACUGGGUUUCAUUUAUUUGUAUAAUUUCAUAAUGUGUUAGCAGCGGUGUAACUGCAGGUCAGGCAGCAGCAGACUCUGAGGCUGAGAGCAGCUAUCAUCCCCUCCUCUGGGUUUUCACUUUUUUUAAUUCAUUGUUUGAAUCGGUCAGGUGGCAUGCUUCAAGCAACCACAACAAAAACAAUAACAACAGUAAUGUUUGUGCACGAGGCGCUUCUCUUGAUAAAGCUUUGUGUAAACUGCAGUGCCUCCUCUGCAGCUGAAAGGCAGAGGAGGCACUGCUCACUGUCACGAGUUGAUAUUUGUCUGUCUGUUAUUUUAGUGCUGUCACGUUACAGAUAUAUUGAUGCUGCAAAUGUUGGAUCAUGUAUCAUGAUUUCACAUUUGCCGUUUCCUUCCAGGGCAUGAAGGGAUUUCUCCCCUGGAACUCGGGCAUUUGGUUGUGUAUUUAAUGCAAGAUCCAAGCGUCAAUCCGUAGCAAUGUGCUGAGCAUCGCUGGUUGCUUCUGUUUGAAAGUGCUUCCUUUCUGCAGGGUGCCAAAAAUGUGACAUGGCCUGGAGAAAAGUCGCCAUGUCACAAGUUGAGUAGGAAUCUUUCGACGUCAAUGCCUUUCAAUCAAAGAAUGAGGAAUACUUUUAAAUGGAGGUUAUUUUGUACAUGUUGAGCUCAUCCUCUCUGUGAGCUAAAUACAAAAUGAGAGAGAGACGCUUUUUCAAAACAUUUCAUCCAUUUUAUUGUACUCAAGAUCAGUGAUUGAUGAUGAGAAUGUCUGAAUUUAACUUGCACUGAGAACAACUUGUAAAAAGGGCUAGAUAGUAUUUUGCAAAAAAAGGUCCACAUGAUGGUUACUGUAUAUCUUGUUUUGUAUGUAUGCACUCGGCUCUUAACUCUGAACCUGUAGCGACAAUGAGACUAAAGAUGACACUAUUAAAGAGGCCCUGUUCUGGUUUUUAGGGUUUUCCCUUUCCUGUAGUGUGUUCUAUAGGUGUGUGCACGUUAAUGGUCUGCAAAGGCUAAAAUUGCGGUGAAAAGAGGUGCUGCAGCACAGGCAGUAUGAGAAAAAUAAAGAGCUUUUUAAACAUUAAAGCAUGAAAUACAGACAUGUCACAAAUAAGAAUCUGAAAAGAGCAUAACAGAGCCUCUUUAAUGCCGCUUUAUCUAAAUGAAAACAAAUGGAUCAUCAAUUUACAUUUUGGAAAUAAUUGAAUAUGUUUCAUCACGUAGUCUGUUACAUGUAUGAACUCUGAGCCGGGCAGCUGAUAAUCAUGUUUAGUUAUGACCGGUGAUAUUAGUGAAUGAAUGUGACACACUAACAACUGUAAAAUCUUCUGUUUUUAUUUUGCCAUAUUUCAUACAGUCAUAUUAACAUUGCGCUUGUUUUAAGUUACACAUUGUGUUUAGGUGUUACAUGCAAGUUAUUGUAUUUAAACACAAAUAAUCGAACAAAUUCCAUAUGUUACAUUCUUGUAUUUUUAUACUCACUGUGAAAUCUUGCCAUAUUCAAAAAAACGUAUUAAUGCUCAAACCUGUACAUUUCACAUAAAUAAAGUCACAGUUUCAAUAGCA